Messenger RNA from Aphis gossypii (cotton aphid), 2122 nucleotides. It is a transcript of the gene Syngr, whose product is annotated as synaptogyrin. The transcript is spliced from 5 exons. Gene Ontology annotation, cellular component: synaptic vesicle membrane; neuromuscular junction. The record is from RefSeq and is a predicted model, not a curated record. NCBI's taxonomy places the organism in Eukaryota, Metazoa, Arthropoda, Insecta, Hemiptera, Aphididae. The coding region runs from base 507 to 1163 and encodes 218 amino acids.
GUCGGGGACGGCGGGUCGGGAUACAGCCGCGACGAUGGCGCGGUGGCCCAUCAAGCCUGCACCCGCUUCGUCCUCUCAUCCCCCCCGCGGAGCCGUUGCGCGCGACCAGCGUCGUUGAAAAAUCAAUGAGCCCCGUUAUCUCGGCAAAAGCUCUCUCCUGGCCGCCGCCGCCGCUUUGUCGCGCGUUUGAGAUAAUACGCGGGUUUUGUACACACGAGCGAAAACAAUACAAAAUAAAACGAAAUCCUCGAACCGUAUUACACAUAGGUUCGACGCGAUAACGAUAUUAUAAAUUGUAAUAAUUGUGAGUACGCGUACGGUUGCGAUAGUGACACGGUAAAAUAUUAUUAUUAAUCAAUUACCCGCGGCCUUUACAUAUAGUAUUAUUAUAUAGUGUUGUACAAAAGUCGGCCGUCCCCCGCGAAUCCCGCCGCGGUCUCUGCGUUGACCGUCUUCAGAUCGCAUAAUACAUCGUCGUCGUCGUCGUCGUCGAUCGUCGCAAUAAUAUGGAUCCUGGUCCGCAAGCCUACGGGGCCGGCAAAGUCGGCGGCCAAUUCAACGUUCAAAACUUUGUCCGCAAACCUCACGUGUUCGUCAGACUUUUGUCGUUGUUAUUUGGUUUGAUCGUGUAUUUUUGUGCAUCAUCUGGCUCAUGGACUACAGAUACAAAAACUAACGAGGAAAUAUGCAUGUUCAAGCUUAAGAGUUUUGGAUGUCACAUUGGAGGUGUAGUAGGUUUUACGUCGGUGAUCGGAGCAGCAGUAUUCGUCGGUGGUGAAUAUUAUUUUGAAAACGUGCCGUCGGUAAAAAGCCGUAAACAUUAUGUGCUCAUCGACCUUGGAUUCUCAAGUCUAUGGUCGUUUUGGAAUUUUUUACUUUUCAUUUAUUUAUCUAACUCAUGGAGUGAUACACCUGAUUUUCCUGAUUCAAUUAGCACUGCCAAUCCAACCACUGCCAUUUAUUUUGCAUUAUUUGCUAUUUUUUCAUGGGGUACUUCUGCAUAUUUUUCAUAUCAAAGAUAUCAAAUGGGCGUAGAUCCAGCAUUUGUAUCAUCUUUUGAAGCCGAUCAGUUUGGAGCAUACGAAGAAACGCAAAAUAACAGUUCCAACGAAUCUCCAUUUAAUAAACAGAUGUCGGGUGAAUAUCAAACUCAAGCUUACUAAGUAAGCUGAUUGUAGUACACAAUCAGUUUUUCAACUAUGAUGCUGGACAUGCCAGGAGAUUGUGUUUUUACUACACGUCUUACCAAAUUACUUAUCGCCGAUGGUAUUACUGGUUUUAUUACUUCACAAUAACUAAACAACAUAUUUUAUUGAAUAGUUAGUUGCGAGUAGUAUCAAUUUUUGAAAUUUGUAACAAAAUCGUUUAUGAUAAUUAUAUAUAUUUUUUUUUUUAUAAUUAUUAUUUUUUUGAUAUACUUAUUGUAUCAUUACAUUUUCAACUAAUAUUCUAUACAUUAUUGUUGUUGUCCGUUUAUAAAAACUUAAGUAAAUUUUAGUAAGAAAUUGUGAAAUAAUUAUUGGUAUUGUUAAUAGUUUUUCUUUAAAUAAAAUUAUAUUAAGCGUCGACGAAAGCCUAAAAACGAAGUAUGAUGCAUCAUGGCACAAAUUUUUACGAUCAAAUUCUUAGAGUUUAUUCUCCAUAACAUAAUAUGCAUAGGUGUUUAUGUAUAUACCUAUUAUACCUACUGUUAUAAGUAACGUACAAAAAAAAAACAAACAUAAUUCUAAUCAAUCUCUAUAAUAACGUUCUUUUUCUAAAAUAUAAGUGAUAAACAUAUUUUUAAAUAAAUAGAAAUAAUUAGGUACUCAUAUUAAUAAUAAUGUCACAGGCAAUAUUAGAUUUUAGUAUUAGAAAAUAUAAUGUAGAUACGUCAUCAUCGUGAUUAAUGCGAUUAUUACGAACCCAUUUUUGUUUUGCCGUAUCAGUAUUUUGUCGGUAGAUACAUCCUAUAUCCUAAUAAAUAUAAUAUAAUAUAAUAUAAUAUAAAUUAAUAAUCAACUAUUAAUAUUAACAUUACUAUAUUAUUACAUACAAGUGCUAAUGCGCGUAUAUAUUAUAUAUAUUUUUUUUCUUAAAAUAUAUUUAAAGUGAUGAGAAAUAUAUGCAUACGGAUUAUUCA